Messenger RNA from Microthlaspi erraticum, 1392 nucleotides. Lineage: Eukaryota; Viridiplantae; Streptophyta; Magnoliopsida; Brassicales; Brassicaceae. The record is from the annotation of a GenBank genome assembly.
AUGCUAGACACAGCUAGCAAUGGGAACUUCCUCAACCAGGAUGUGGAUGAUGGCUGGCAGCUUGUGGAGAACAUAGCAAACUCCAAUGGAAGCUAUGGAGAAGAGUAUGAUCGCACCAAUCGGAGCUCGACCCACCACUCGAUCGAGUCAGAUGAGAAAUUGAGAAAAGAUGUUAAGGCAUUGAAUGAGAAGUUGGAUAAGCUGAUCUUAGCUCAGUCCACAAUGAAGAAAGUCAACUUUGUGUCUGCUGAAGAGAUGGAACCAGUCCAAGAAGGGGAGGAUACACAAUUUGCUGAGGUGUGCUACAUGAGCAAUGGGCAAGGAGGUUACAACAAAGGAUACUAUAAUUACAAGUCCAACCCUGCCAUGUCAUACCGAAACACUGAUGUUGCUAACCCUCAGGACCAAGUCUAUCCUCAACAACAGCAAGCUCGAUCGAGUCAAGCCACAACAUGGGUAUGGUCAAAAGAACAAUUACCAAGGACCCCAAGGGACUUUUCCUGGUCAGCAAAUGAAUAUCCCACCUGGCUUCCCCACCAACCACCCCAGCCUGCACCUACGCAAGAGAAUGAGCUCAAGGCAAUGCUGAAACAACUACUUCAAGGGCAAGCUGAUGGUGUAGUGGACACAAGCAAGAAGCUAGCUGAAAUCAACUCCAAGAUCGAGAAUCUCAACACAAGGUUUACUCUCUGGAGAAUCAUGCUUCUUCUGUUGCUGCUGCUACAAAGCAAGGACAACUACCUGGUAAAGCUAUUCAGAACCCCAAGGAACAGUGCAAGAAGUGCAGCACCUACUGUGGCCAUUCACACUUCACCAGUUGAGCUCGCACAACAAGCUCGAUCGGCAGCUCGAUCGAGUCGAACUCUAGCUCGAUCGAGUCCGACCUCAUCUGUCCAAAGCCUUUUGCUUGAUCCUUACCAACCGGUUGCCGCUUCCUCGUCUCGCCUACUUAGUCAAGGUCACAAGGAAGUGAUUCACAAGUUCAGAAGAGAUCUCAGUGGGAUUGGAAUUGAGUUGCCUCCUAUGGAUAGCAUGAUUCAACCUGCUUACUUCACCACUUUCCUACCAAAGGUCAAGGAUCAAGGGAAAUUCACUCUCCCUUGCACACUUGGGCAUCUUGAGCUUGACAAUGCCUUAGUGGAUUCUGGAGCAAGCAUCAAUCUGAUCUCUCUCUCAAUGGCAGAGAAGCUAGGCAUUGCUGGAGCCUUGCAGCGCCCUACUACUUCAAUCAUGUUUGGAGAUGCAACUUCUAAGUCUCCUCUUGGAGUGUUCAAGAACUAUCACUUGAAAAUUGGAGAAUGCAUCAUCCAAACUGAUCUUACUGUCAUGGAGAUGGAAGAAGAGAAGGAUCUACCUACAACAGAUCAUGGAUGGCCAGAAGAGAAACACUAA